Molecule: messenger RNA, 654 nt
Organism: Schistosoma rodhaini
Lineage: Eukaryota; Metazoa; Platyhelminthes; Trematoda; Strigeidida; Schistosomatidae
Source: the annotation of a GenBank genome assembly
AUGAGUAAAGUACCGAAGGAUCUUCUGCUGCGGUCAUGUGCUGAUAUUCUUGAUUACAGCAACAAAGUAAGAAAACGAAAGUUCACCGAGACUGUUGAGCUACAAAUAGCGUUGAAGAACUAUGAUGUUCAGAAGGACAAAAGAUUCACUGGGACUGUGCGACUAAAGCACAUUCCACGUCCCAAAAUGUCUGUGUGUGUGCUUGGGGAUGAACAACACUGUGACGAGGCCAAAGCAGCAGGUUUUCCAUGUAUGGAUGCCGAAGAAUUGAAGAAAAUCAGCAAAGAAAAGAAGCCGUUGAAAAAACUCGCCAAGAGUUACCACGCUUUUGUGGCUAGUGAAACCGUUAUUCGUCAGUUUACAAGAACAGUGGUUCCAGUGCUGACCAAGUUCGGGAAGUUUCCGAGUGCGGUCACACACAACGAGCCACUAGUCAAUAAGAUCGACGAAAUAAAAGCUACAGUCAAAUUCCAGAUGAAGAAGGUCCUUUGUCUGAAUGUCGCUGUUGGUCACGUGAAGAUGACUCCUGAGGAGCUAGCUCAAAACAUCAACUUGUCAAUAAACUUUCUCGUAACGCUACUUAAAAAGAAUUGGCAGAACGUCAGAUGUUUGUACAUCAAAAGUACAAUGGGUAGACCGCACAGAUUGUACUAA